This is a messenger RNA of Plasmodium fragile, 2012 nucleotides long. RefSeq lists its product as uncharacterized. The record is from RefSeq and is a predicted model, not a curated record. Lineage: Eukaryota; Apicomplexa; Aconoidasida; Haemosporida; Plasmodiidae. The annotation marks the transcript as partial. The transcript has 2 exons.
GCGCAGCGAAACCGGCGGCGACGCAGCCGGACACAUCAGAUACUGCAGUAGGGAGGUCACAAACACCGGCAUCUCCAGUAUCACCACCGGAUGCACCACCUCCUCCACCACCAGCAUCCAUCACUCCCCAGGCAGAACCAGCACCGGAACCGGCGGCAGCGUCCAAUGCAGGUUCUACAGGAACAUCAUCAGAAACAACACCAUCAACAGGAACAGAUACUACAGUCACAGGAACAGGAGCAGGCACGGGAGCCACUGUUACCAACCCCAGUAGCGGUGCGGAUGCCGUCGUCGAUGGCGGCAACGAUGACCCUCCUCCUCUCAAUCCACCCAAACCAAAACCGAACCCGAACCCCGAUCAAUCCGGUAGUAGUGGCAGUUUCAGUGAUGCUGAUUUGGCAGAUGGAGUUUCUGGUGGGGAAGGAAAAGGCGGAGGUGCCGAAGUUGGUGGUGGGGAAGGAAAGGGAGGAGGGGGUGGUGAACAGGCUGCUGGCGGCACCGGUAGCGGAAGUGCAGGAGGAGGAGGUCGUAGUGGUACUGGCGUUGGUGCUGGUACGGGUGGUAGUAGUGGUGGUGGUGCAGGCGGUGGAGCAGGUGGUAGCGGCACUGAAGUUGGCACCCCUUCCCUUUCGCCUGGCCUCACAUGGGAAGAUGUCAAGCCGUACACCCCCGCGCUCAUUCCCGCGGUGGUUGGUAUCGGGAUCAUUGCGUUCUUCCUAUGGAAGUACUUUGCGUACCUCGCCAAACGACGACGAACAUAUCGAACCGUUCGUGACGUCCCGUCACCGCCACUCGACGACGACAUAUUGGAGCAUCUACAACGCGGCGAGCCGCCACCCGAUUACGGGUACACGAUGGUUAGGGAUACGCAGCCCGGCAGAUUGCCCGCCCGACUACUACGCUCACCACGCGUGAAUCGCCGCACGAUCAUUGAGCUACAUCUAGAAGUGCUCAACGAAUGUGCAGCGGCCGCGUGGGAAAACGUCAAAGACGACUAUUUGCACAUACUUGUGGCGGAGUUUGCGCGCGACUUGGCGCGGGACCCGAUUAUGUGCAGUAGAAUCUUGGAUGCUCCUACCACAAACGAGGGUUUAUCAGGGAUCAAUGUUUCCUCCACCGUGGAUCCAACCACCGAUUCCGACGAAACGGAUGCAUGCCCACCACAUGACCCCGAUGCAUGGACUUGUAUGGAAACCACACAGUUAGCAACGGACCCUUGUCGUCCUAACGAAGAGGACUCCGAUCCAUGGAGUUGUAUGGCAACUAUACCUUUAGCAACGGGCCCUUGUGCACCGAAUGACUGCGAUCCAUGGCGUUGUAUGGAAAACAUACCGUUCGAAAUGGGCCCUUGUCCACCUCAUGACUGCGAUCCAUGGAGUUGUAUGCAAACUAUACAGUUAGAACAACAACAGACUCCUGCUCCCCGUGCAUACUCUUCCGACCCCGGGAAUGAAUGCACGAUCCGCGACCACACCCAUUGGAUUAACUGGAUUGACCGCAACAAGCACCUAUUGCAGGACUGGACGACGCAGCCGUGGUUUCUGCAAUUAAAAGCGGAAUGGAAGCAAUACCUGCUUGCACACAUGGUGGCAAACCAGGAUAACGGAGUAUACGGGCAGCGUGAACUGGGUGCAGCGGCCACCCUGCCGAUGAAGAAACUGCGGUUGUGGAAACAAUGGGUUGCCCAACAAUAUCGGCAAAUGAGUAUGUAUGGCCACGAUGCGUGGUUUCAACAUUUGUUGAAUACUGUAGAGGAGCAGACAGUGCCGGCAAAAGGCGAAGUACCUAUAGCGGAAAAAGGCAUAGAAGUGGACAAAGUAAUGGCCGCAGAAGAUGUUCUAAGAGUGCGCGCUGCACCACGCAAGCAACUGCAUCCGCAACCUUACAUGAAAAAACAAUUAACCGCUCAAAUAUGGAUACUGAUCCUGGCAUUAGUCAUAGAACAGUGCGCGAUCGAGAGUAGCAUGCAAGAGAAGGAGUUAUAUGUGGAUGAUCUAUUGGACAAGCUCUGA